AUGAUACGUGCCGCAAUCGACGCCGCCCGGCUGGCGGCGGAGAGGACGGCUGCCAAGGUCGCCAGCGACGACGCUGCUGCUCUCGCUCAAGCCCUCCAAGCCGACGUCAAGGCGCUGCAAGACACGGUUGCAAACCUCGAGACCGCGGCCGCUGCUGACGCCGCUCGACUCGAUUUCGAGAGGACAGCCGCCGCGACCGCCAGCAACGACGCUGCGGCGCUCUCACGAGCCCUCCGAGACGAGGUCAAGGGGCUGCAAGACACGGUCGCAAACCUCGAGACCGCUGCCGCUACUGACUUCAGCGGUCUCGAGCUGCUGGACAACCUCUCCGGCUGCCGGCACCAGGUCGUAGAAGUGGAGGAGAGGGCGAUGGACCGCCUGGAGGAGGCGAUGGCCUCUGAGGAAGAGCCUGCUAAGGGCCAGGUCAUGGCUGGCACAAGUGGAGGAGAGGGGCCAGAGUGGCAGACGACAGAGUCCAGUGAUGGGAGAAAAAAAAAAAAAACAUGCACAGCAGCGCUUCAUGUGUUCAAGCAUGCCUUGAGCGGUCGCAACGUCAUCGCCGGGAGAGGUCCAGCGUUGGGUUUGUACACAGAAGAGGGGGCGCGCGAGACCCAAGCGACGUUUAGGGCGUGUGCCGCGGGGCUCGAGCCACUGGAUUCCCAGUCGCUAGACCUCGCCCGCUUCUUGGCCGACAAGGCCAUGCAAGCGGGAGCACCGGUGUCCGUUGCGAAUGCAGUGGAGGCACCCAAGCCGCCGGGGUACGGCUUGCUGGACUCCUCAUUCCGCCCACGGGGUGUCAGCGAUGAUGCCACGGUGAAGACAGUCCCGUCGCGAGUCGGGUACGCAUUCGUGUGCGUUAUCGGAUGCAAGGGGAGAGGGCAUGCCAGAUUUUGCCGGGGUCGAAGCGAUGACUGCCUUGUUGUCCGUGACCCCCGGUUCAACGGGGUUCGAGACAUGACCGCUGCCAUCAUGUUCAAGUUCGACGCGGACAUGACUGCGUGCAGGGACCGGACGGCAGACGGCUGCAACGGCACGGGCCCAGCAAAACAGGGCAGCAGCACCGACGGCAGCACCGACGGCAGCACCGACAGCGACAGCGACAGCGACAGCGACAGCGACAGCGACAGCGACACCAACACCGGCAGCGAUGGCGCCAUCACUGACAUGGACGCCGCCAAGGACGACAAGUCCAUCGGUGGCGACACCGUUGCUGAGGAAGCCGAGUCCGUCCAACCGAUCGACGACGGCAACGGCCCACCGAAGCUGGUGGAGCCGUAACAUGUCUUUCUACAGUAGUGGAACCGCAUCGGGAUUUCGUACACUGUUGAUGUUGUUCCACUCGAGCUCGAGAAGAAUGUAGUCCUCGUGCGCAUUAGUGCAAGGGGAAACUAAAGAGCCAUCCGGUACACCUACUGCGGGGCCGAAAAAAACAUUUCGAGAGUUUUGCUAUUCUUUGAGGCUUAGAGCGCGCUCCACGCAACCCAUGAGCGGAGGAGACAUCGUAUGUGCCGCCUAGUUACGGUGUUUCGUGCAUUUUUUUAGCAGAUUAGGUGCGCUCUGUUGAUGUGCGACGUCGUACCCCUUUUGUGUUGUCAUGCUUGCGGGUUCGCAAGAGAGGAUCCUGGUUCGCGCAAGGGUACCUCAUCGAAAACGGGGUUCCCCGCGCGUGACCCCUAUGCUUUGUAUAGGAAUAAGACUACCGGAAUCCCCACUCCCCGGAAGAUAUCAAAAAUAAGGACUAUCGAUACUUGACUACUGUAGGCAUGUUGCAGGGAUAUAAUACUGGUGUACCCUUGGGUGCGGGACGUUCGUUGUCUUGGCUAGUCUUGGUGUGUUACAUUUCUCGUCAACACUAUUGUUGGUGGUGGUGUCGUUAGGUGCCGAGUGCUGGAUUUGAGAAUGAGGCCAUGUCCUCCCGCCACCCUCUCCGUUUUCGGGAUGAGCUUUGAGGUCGAUCGAUGUAGUCUGCCCAACGUGUGCCGCAUUCGCUUCAUAUAUCAGCCGGGGUUUGACAGGACAUUGUUUUUACAGUGUAGAAUGUCUCAGUGCUCCAGCGCGGCCGUAACUCACGAAUGGAUGGCUCGUCACCGCAAACCGCAACAACGAAGAAGAUGUUUCAUUCCAGCGAGAGUGAAUCGACGCUCGACCU
Molecule: messenger RNA, 2149 nt
Organism: Ectocarpus sp. CCAP 1310/34
Lineage: Eukaryota; Phaeophyceae; Ectocarpales; Ectocarpaceae
Source: the annotation of a GenBank genome assembly